Prinia subflava (tawny-flanked prinia) is the source of this 1802-nucleotide messenger RNA. RefSeq names its product galectin 2 (gene LGALS2). The transcript has 4 exons. Gene Ontology annotation, molecular function: carbohydrate binding; galactoside binding. The coding region runs from base 1355 to 1750 and encodes 131 amino acids. NCBI's taxonomy places the organism in Eukaryota, Metazoa, Chordata, Aves, Passeriformes, Cisticolidae. The record is from RefSeq and is a predicted model, not a curated record.
CAGAUAAAAAGUGAGUUACUGUGCAAUUUAGCCAGUCAUUCAAUUUUGCUCCAAUAUUUGAACAGGGGACCCUGGGCUCUGUAUAAUCCCUGGAUGGCAGGGGAGCAGUGUGAUGUGAAGGUUUGUACAAGUGGGCCAUGGACCAGCAGUGUGGUGGGAGAGAGACACAAUUCCAGAAAACACCAUACCCAGCAAUGGUUCCUGCUGGUUCCAGGCUCAGCGCAUGGAGAUUUCACCAACAGUUUCAGUAUCCUCCACAGCAAACAAACUUCCCAAGCCUGCUGGACUUUAUGACCCGUUGCUCGUGGGAAACACCUCCAGGGAAGGAGUGCUUAGCAGCACUUACUUCUUCUUUCUUCAGGAUGUUUUAGGGAAGUGUAGAAGCUGCCUCCCAGCUGUCUGUGCAGCAACAGGAUGACUUCACUCUGCAGGUGUUCUCUGCAGGGCUUGGGAGGGGGACUGAGGGACUAUUGGUCUCCUUUUCCACUUGACUUACCGAGUCUUAUAAAUCAGGGACACUGUCUACUGGCUUACAUUGUAACUCUUACCUGGGAAGAAGACAGCAGGGGUGAUACUCCCCUGUGAGGACAACAUUGCCAUAUCUAAGGCUUAGGGAGGAUGGGGCUAUUGAACCUGAUGUGGCCUGGUGUGUGGCUCCUCAAGAUAAAAGAUUUGGGUCUAGGUGGGGCUUGGAUGGGAGGUUGCAGAGAGCUCCCACAUAUGGGUAUUGCAGUCCACACAUCUGAAUCUAGAGCCACAAGAAGGGAAGGAGCUUGGAUGCCAUUAUGUCACUCCUGCAAAGGACACUCCAUAGCUCAUGCCAUCUAAAUGUGUUGGUUGUCCUCUCCUCCAAGACCUCUUAAGCCCUUCCUCGGAGCACUGUGGGGAAGGAUGGUGGAGACCAUUUUUGUGUGCUGGUAUGGAUUUUGGAGCUGCCCCUUGCCACAAAAGGAAGGAACUGGGAUGUUCUUUUGGGUGAGCUGUUACACACAGGAGAGAAGUGAACACAGAGGUCACACCUCCUUGGUCAGCUGGGAAGAUGUUUGUCCCAUGUCAUGUCUAGAGUAGCAUUCCUAAGGGCUGUGUGUGAUAGUCCUUCCACUGGGAGCCCAACAAGGAGGCUGGGGCUUGCUUUUAUUUCCUGGAAUCCCUUGUAAGAAGUGUACAUAUGGAAGCUUUUACCUUGGAUCAAAGUCUUCUGGCUUAAUAGCAGCCGUUGGAGCUUUGCAGAGGCAGCUAUCAUGUUAAUAUGUAAGCCACAGGGAAGUUUAGGGUUGUAAGGUCCUUUGUGCAAAGCAUUUCUAAGAUAAACUGCUGGUGUCUCCCUGCCUGGUUACUCUGCCUUCUGAGGAAGAUGCCUGGAAAUAUUGAAAUCUUAAACUUGGAUAUGAAGCCUGGGAACACCCUGAAGGUGAAGGGCAAAAUAUCUGCUGAUACUGUUGGCUUCAGCAUCAAUCUUGGCUACAGCUCAAGAGAUCUGGCAUUUCACUUCAAUCCCCGCUUCAAUGAGUCUGUCAUUGUCUGUAACUCCAAGUGCUCCGAUUCCUGGCAGACGGAACACCGUGACCACCACCUCUCUUUCUUCAGGGGCUGCACUGUCAAGUUCUUCAUUGAAAUGCUGUCAGACAAAUUCCGUGUGAAACUGCCGGAUGGUUAUGAAGUGUACUUCCCCAACCGGCAUGGUUACCGCAAGAUCAACUACAUCAGCAUCAUGGGAGGCUUAAAGAUGAUCUCCCUCAAGCUGACCUGAUGGGCACUGCUUCCUAGCUCUAAUAAAGACCCAAGCCAGUGGAAGACUGCUU